UUUCCUCCCACUACCACCCAAAAAGAGUCUUCUAUCUCUUUACAGGUUUAAUUUUCAUUGUACAAAACAGGAACCUGUCGCCAAGAGUCAAAAAGGGGAAAUUUUUUUACGAAGCUCCGAAAAUCAUCAUGGCCAACGGUACGAUACAACAGAAGGACACUACCUUUACCAAAAUAUUUGUCGGAGGUCUUCCAUAUCACACGUCGGACAAAUCACUGCGGGAGUUUUUCGAUCAGUUUGGAGAGAUAGAAGAAGCAGUUGUCAUUACGGAUAGACAGACGGGGAAAAGUCGCGGCUAUGGAUUUGUAACAAUGGCAACUAAGGAGUCAGCGGAACGAGCUUGCAAGGAUCCUAAUCCUAUUAUAGACGGCAGAAAAGCCAAUGUAAAUUUGGCUUAUUUAGGUGCUAAACCAAGAGGAAUACAGACAGCUUCUUCCAUUUUCCGAGCGGUAUAA
Molecule: messenger RNA, 455 nt
Organism: Octopus sinensis (East Asian common octopus)
Lineage: Eukaryota; Metazoa; Mollusca; Cephalopoda; Octopoda; Octopodidae
Product: RNA-binding protein 38-like
Exons: 4
Coding region: 129-455 (108 amino acids)
Cellular component (GO): cytosol
Molecular function (GO): RNA binding
Source: RefSeq, a predicted model, not a curated record